Molecule: messenger RNA, 847 nt
Organism: Betta splendens (Siamese fighting fish)
Lineage: Eukaryota; Metazoa; Chordata; Actinopteri; Anabantiformes; Osphronemidae
Gene: ebpl
Product: EBP like
Exons: 4
Coding region: 74-706 (210 amino acids)
Biological process (GO): sterol metabolic process
Cellular component (GO): membrane; endoplasmic reticulum
Molecular function (GO): cholestenol delta-isomerase activity
Source: RefSeq, a predicted model, not a curated record
AAUGAUAGUACACGAGAGAACCUUUUUACUAACUUCCACUUGUACCGUUUGAAAUAGUGCUGUAGUGGCGAGGAUGGAGUCUCUAGUGCCCCGCAGCUUGUCUCUGGUCUCAGCCUGCUCUCUGUUAGCAUGUGGCCUCCAGAUGCUAGCUGCUUUUAUGCUAACGCAGAGGUUUGGCGGCCAGAGCUCCGCUGAGGACAGACGGCUCCUGCUGUGGUUGUAUUAUGACGUCAUUGUCCACCUGACGCUGGAGGGUCCGUUUGUUUACAUGUCUCUGGUCGGGACAGUAGAGACGUCUGAAGGGCCGCUCGCCGACCUCUGGAAGGAGUACAGCCGGGCCGACAGCCGCUGGCUCGGCUCUGACCCGUCCAUCGUCUCCGUAGAAAUCCUGACCGUCGCCCUCGGCUCUCUGCUCGGAGUCGUCCUCAUACAUGCGGUGCUGAAUGACAAAUACUACAGACACUUCGUCCAGAUCGCUCUGUCAGUGUGUGAGCUGUAUGGAGGAUGGAUGACCUUCUGUCCUGAAUGGCUUAUGGGCAGUCCCCACCUCAACACGUCACACUGGCUCUACCUGUGGGUCUACCUGGUGUUGUUUAACGGGCUCUGGGUCCUCAUUCCUGCACUGCUGCUAGUCCAGUCCUGGUUCUGCCUGAGGACCAUGCACACGUUCAGAGACCAAAGAGUUGCAACCAAAAAAAUGACAUAACAUAUAGUUUUGCAUAUGAAAGAAAAGUUCUGCAUUGAAUAGCCUAAAUAAAAGUUCAUAUCAUUUGUACAAUUGGUGGUGUGAAUCAGCAGUUGUGAAAUAAAUAUGAAACAUGAUACUUUUGAAAAACAAACAUGUUUU